Molecule: messenger RNA, 3594 nt
Organism: Miscanthus lutarioriparius
Lineage: Eukaryota; Viridiplantae; Streptophyta; Magnoliopsida; Poales; Poaceae
Source: the annotation of a GenBank genome assembly
AUGAAUAACCAGGUUGUCUACCAAGAUCUGACCAAUGUUCUAGGUCUGAGUAGGUUUGGCUCUGAGAACCUUUCGGAUGUCUCAACUACAGUUUUGCCACUGAAAGGUGAUGCUAUGGAUCCUACAAAUUUGUUGUAUCUGAAGACUGACCCAUCUGAGAACGGACUCAAACCGGUUGAAAAUUCAAGCGACAAUCUACAGGAUAUGGCUUGUGAGAGCCCCCUUGCUGGAAAAGUCAAGUUCAUGUGCAGCUUUGGUGGGAAAAUCUUGCCUAGGCCAAGUGAUGGGAAGCUCAGGUAUGUCGGUGGGGAGACACGUCUCAUCUCGAUAACCAGGAACUUCUCGUGGAAUGAACUAGUGCAGAAAACUCUCACGAUCUACAGUCAGCCUCAUAUCAUCAAGUAUCAACUUCCUGAUGAGGAUCUGGACGCACUCAUUUCUCUUUCGUGUGACGAGGAUUUCCAGAAUAUGAUGGAAGAAUACUGCAGUCUUGAAAAGGCCAAAGACUCCGUUAGGCUAAGGAUAUUUCUUGUCUCCCUCAAUGAAUGUGAAGAUUUGUCAUUGGACACAAAGAGCUUGGAGAGUGAACCAGAGUAUCAUUUUGUUGUUGCUGUGAACAAUCUUGCACAUUUGAGCAGGAGCAUAAGUGGCAACAAUUUAAUGAGCCAAUCGAGCCAUCAACUGGAUCCUUCUCCACACCCCUUUAGAGACUCACCUGUCUGUCAAAUCAAUACAGAAGUUGGAGCCAAAGAUUCUAUUGGAGCAACUCUUAAUGAGUCUUCCUCUCAGUUUUUCCUUGCUCCAUACACACAACAACUUGUGGUCGAGUCGUCAACAACUUCGUCCCCAAGUUUAGGUCAGCAGAGGACCAUGAAACAGUCUAGGAUGCAACCCCCUGCAGAUGAAUUGACAACAAACCAAGAACAUGUGAAUAGAAGUGAAAUUUGCAAUGGCCCAAAUUUGAAAACCAUGCUUCCGGACCAUCUAGAUAAGAAGCAAAAUGAUACAGACAUGGGUAUUGGAACUGGAUCUCCCAUGCAACAUCUCCACAUUCAAAGGCAGGUAAAAGGUUUGGCUGGAAAUGGUAUUGACUUGAUUCCACGUACCAACUAUGAUGUUUCUACUCCAGCGGAAGCAUCCUUUUAUUCUGAAAAGGUCACCAUGCAUCCAGAAAAUGAAGGAUGGGCAUCUGGUCUGCAGGAACACACUGGCCAAAUUCUAGGCAUGCCUCAUGCCUUCUCCGAUCCUUUGCUAAACAAUCUCAAUGAAUUACCUGCAUCGAAUUUGUCAUUACCUGCUGGUUCCUACAUGACCCAAUCAUUUUCCCAGAAAAUAUGUCAAACUAAUGAGUUGGAGAGAACAAUAAGUAGGACUGGGCCAGCUUUUGAAUGUGUUAAACCCCCUGACAUUGCCUGUACAGAUGAAUCAAAUUACCUUGUUUCUAAUCAUAUUGACCAACGGUACAAUCAAGGAAUUAUUGGUCCAGCCAGUUCACAGCCACCAGUAUAUUACCAAGAUGAAAGUUUGUCUAGUAAUGUGACACAAAAAUUUCAUGAUGGUGAUCAUGUAGUUCAACGACAGGAUACGUUUUUUCAUCAGGAUAAAAGCGCAGGUCCAAAUGUUGCUCCCUGGAACAAUUUUGUUAAUACAGGGUUAAUUUACAACGCACAUGGUGCAAAGUUGUCCUCAGAUGAUUUGGAUGCUCUAGAAAGUUCGGUUCCAAAGCUGAUGCAUGCUACUGAUCAUUCCCUUUCAUAUCUCCUUAAUGUAUCCCAAGGAGGCAAUUCAGAAAGUGGAUCACAUGUAGAGAAACUGAAUUCAGGGUCUGUUACUAAAGAUUAUGGAACUACUGGCUAUGUGCAUGGAACUGAUAAAGUUGCUCCAGAGCCUCAUGUUCUGUUGCCUAUAAAGUCUUCUGAAGCUUUUGUCACGCAAAGAUCAAUGGGCAAUGGAGAAUCUGGUGUAUAUCAGAAUGAUAAUUUGCACAAGUCAUCAGUGCAUAGCCCUGGCUUGGCUACCUCUCUACAUACUGGGCUGAUUGAUACUAAUCCGAGUAUGAACUUGCACGGCAAUGGUGGCCUCUCUUUGUCUUCGUCUCAAAAUCCAGUUGUGGAUGGUGUUUCUAGGAGAGAGGACCCCCUUUGUGAUUGGGGCAAUAUCGCCUGCAGUGAAGGAAUCAUUGGAUUUGACCAUACCACCACCAAUAAUGAACACAUAAAGCUAGCACACAGGCUGCACGAUAAUGUUCAAAUGAAUGUACCUGUCAUAGUUGAGGACGUGACUGAUAAUGUACCUUCAGGCAUUCCAUCAUCCAGACCAGUUGUUCCUCAGGUUGUAAUGGCAGCUGAAGAACAGCAAGAGGUGAUUCUUUCGUCACAGAAGGAUGAUGAUACUAGGAGUGAUGCGGCAGAGUUAGCUAAUGAGGAUCAUGAUGAUGGAGUUGCCGAUGGGUCCAUUAGUGAUGCUGUAGUUGCUGAACUUGAAGCCAGCAUGUAUGGAUUACAGAUCAUAAAAAAUGGUGACCUCGAGGAGCUACGUGAACUGGGAUCUGGGACAUUUGGAACUGUAUAUUAUGGAAAGUGGCGAGGAACUGAUGUUGCUAUCAAGCGCAUUAAAAAAAGCUGUUUUGCUGGAAGAUCAUCUGAACAAGAGAAACUUACCAGUGACUUUUGGAGGGAAGCAAAGAUUCUUUCAAAGUUACAUCAUCCAAAUGUUGUUGCUUUCUAUGGUGUGGUCCCUGAUGGAACUGGAGGAACACUGGCAACUGUGACUGAAUUCAUGGUGAAUGGCUCACUGAGGAAUGUUCUUUUAAGGAAAGACAGAAUGCUUGAUCGUCGGAGAAAACUUACCAUUGCUAUGGAUGCGGCAUUUGGGAUGGAAUACUUGCACUCCAAAAGCAUAGUGCACUUUGAUUUGAAAUGCGACAACUUACUUGUUAAUUUGAGAGAUCCUCAGAGGCCAAUUUGCAAGGUUGGGGACUUUGGGUUGUCAAGAAUCAAGCGCAACACUUUGGUUUCUGGUGGUGUACGCGGCACUCUUCCAUGGAUGGCACCAGAGUUACUGAAUGGUAGCAGCAGCAAAGUCUCUGAGAAGGUGGAUGUAUUCUCCUUUGGGAUAGUUUUAUGGGAGAUCUUGACUGGUGAGGAACCGUAUGCAAAUAUGCAUUGUGGCGCUAUCAUAGGCGGCAUUGUCAAUAACACUCUGCGGCCUCCAAUACCUGAAAAGUGUGACCCCGAUUGGCGAAAGCUGAUGGAGCAAUGUUGGUCGGCCAAUCCUGAUGCCCGCCCCUCAUUCACUGAGGUCACCGACAGGCUACGAGCCAUGCCACCAGUGCCUUCAGUCGAGAGGACAGGCUCCGGCGAACAGAUGAAGUGUUAUAACAUCAGCCAGCAGUCCCAAAUGGUAAACCCCCGUUCAGAUUCAGUACAACCACAGAAGCAUGCUGAGAAAGGGCGAGACUGCGUUCGUGUGACGGUGUCGGUCACAACGGAUAAGGUCAGUGUCCGUCCAUUGGAUUGUUGGAUAUCUGGAUCUGAGACUGCUGACUUGGUCCCGAUCCCUCACCGCAUUUCCUGGCAGUUCCUACUGAGCUGA